AAACUGUUUGUUGUAACAUUUUGUUGGAUCUAAAGGACUGGUAAAUUCAAAUUUUUUGCUGGAACUCUUUGAUCAAGCAGAAAACUUUGGUCACCAUAUGUUUGCCUGUCGAAACUUUAAAAGAACAAGAUUUGGAUAACUAGAUUUGUGAUGUAUCACCCCCACCACCUACCAGCUCAUGGCCAAGUUCAGAGUCAUCAGCAUAGAGAAGAUGCUGCUGCUACAUCCAGUAGGGAUGUUAAUGGUGGAUUAUCUGUAACAGAAUCUGCCAUUGCUUCAUUUAGGUCGCUCCGAGAAAAAUAUCCGCCGAAAAAAUUGACAAGGGAUGCGAUGCGACGAUAUUUAAAAGAUCCAAACGACCAAACCCUGAUUGUGCUUCACGCAAAAGUUGCGCAGAAAUCAUACGGAAACGAAAAACGUUUCUUCUGCCCACCACCAUGUAUGUACCUGCUAGGCAACGGAUGGAAGAGGAAGCAGCAGAUCCUUGAAGAGGAGGAGGGAUCCUCGGAGGCAGGACAGUUGCACGCUUUCAUCGGGAUCGGAAGUAGCGAGCAAGAGAUGCAGCAACUUCAUCUGGACGGAAAGAACUUCUGCACGGCCAAGACAUUGUACAUAUCGGAUACAGAUAAAAGGAAGCAUUUCAUGCUCAACGUAAAGAUGUUUUUCGGAGGCGGAGGAGCAGAUGUUGGCCAGUUCAGCAGCAAGAGGAUAAAAGUCAUCAGCAAGCCAUCCAAGAAAAAACAAUCACUAAAAAACGCAGACCUUUGCAUAGCAUCCGGCACCAAAGUAGCGCUUUUCAACCGACUCCGCUCACAGACAGUGAGCACAAGGUACCUGCACGUUGAGAAAGGAAACUUUCAUGCCAGCUCAAUUCAGUGGGGGUGCUUCGCCAUUCACUUAUUGGACGACGACGAGUCAGAAUCCGAAGAGUUUUCAGUAGUGGACGGCUACAUACAUUACGGACAAACCGUAAAACUCGUUUGUUCGAACACUGGAAUGGCGCUGCCGAGGCUUAUAAUACGAAAGGUGGACAAGCAAACAGCGAUUCUUGACGCGGACGACCCAGUAUCACAACUACACAAGUGCGCCUUCUACCUAAAAGACACAGAACGGAUGUACCUUUGCCUCUCCCAAGAACGAAUCAUUCAAUUCCAGGCAACCCCGUGUCCAAAAGAAACAAACAAAGAAAUGAUCAACGAUGGUGCUUCAUGGACCAUCAUAUCAACUGAUAAAGCGGAGUACACCUUUUGUGAUGGUAUGGGACCAACAGCUGACCCAGUAACACCUGUACCGAAUGUACAUAGCCUCCAGUUAAACGGCGGAGGAGACGUGGCCAUGCUAGAGGUGAAUGGUGAAUGUUUCACUUCCAACUUGAAGGUGUGGUUCGGUGAAAUCGAGGCCGACACGAUGUUUCGGUGUGCGGAAGGUCUGUUAUGUGUGGUGCCCGACAUCUCUGCUUUCCGGGAAGGCUGGAAGUGGGUUAAGGAAUCUGUACAGGUUCCCAUCAAUCUUGUGCGAAACGACGGAGUGAUCUACCCCACCAACCUCACAUUCACAUUUACCCCUGAGCCUGGACCCAGGCAACACUGUCCCGCAGCUCUCAACAUACUGCACGGUAGUAAGAGGCCGUCAGCAUCCAUGCCCCCGACUCCAGUAUCCGGGUCUGAGGACGACAGUGGUCGCGGAAACGAGUCGGAUCGCGGCGAUCCGAUCAUGCCAAUAAAACGGCCCGCGCUCGAUGUACACGGGAGACCUGUCGCCCCUGAAGCGGCCGCCACCAUGAACGGUGCGAACAUGCUUCGUACUGCAUCGUGACGUCACUCACCCUUCUGUGACGUCACAGAAAACGUGUAAUGAUAUGCGCUGGCGAGCUGCCGAGCGAGGAGCGACGCCAGCCAUGGAAUAAAGCAAGGUACAUCCCUGGUGCAACCGUCCACGUGAAUACAUCCAAACCACGAAAACACGACGAAUAAACUGCGAGUAAUUUACAUGACCAUACAUAACUGUCGAAACUAUUACCGUCCUGCUACAGUUUACUCGACCAGAGUUACUUCGUUUACUGUUAACGUGCAAAAUGGGCUCUUUUUACCUCAAUUGUAACACCGUGCCGCGCAAGACGCAAGGACUUUUAAUCGUAUUCUGUCUCCUGGGAAUCUUUUUUGUAGCUUGGAACACGAGGCCUUUAUGUUAAAGCGUGGCUAGCUUGCCUGGUUGCUGUUUUUCUUCAAUAAAUCGCCGCCUUUACCAGCUUGGGCCACAAAAUACACCCCACCCUCCUACCUCGCUCGAAAUUCAGCGAUGCGAAAUUCUUCUCCUCUCGUGACGUAGCAAGCCGGGAAGUCGAGACCACCAGUUCAACAUUUUAGUUCUUAUUUCUUUCUUCUUGUCUUAUACCACUUUCCGAUUUCAAUAUUUUUAAAAUGUGUCAAUUUUACAGACGCUUAUUUAUAUACUAGCUUGAGCUAAUCGGCAGUGCGACGUCCAACAAUAAACCAAUCAAUUCUACAACC
Ciona intestinalis (vase tunicate) is the source of this 2510-nucleotide messenger RNA. The record is from RefSeq. Lineage: Eukaryota; Metazoa; Chordata; Ascidiacea; Phlebobranchia; Cionidae.